Molecule: messenger RNA, 1007 nt
Organism: Poeciliopsis prolifica (blackstripe livebearer)
Lineage: Eukaryota; Metazoa; Chordata; Actinopteri; Cyprinodontiformes; Poeciliidae
Product: GTPase IMAP family member 9-like
Exons: 2
Coding region: 48-1007 (319 amino acids)
Molecular function (GO): GTP binding
Source: RefSeq, a predicted model, not a curated record
UCAUCACAGAUCAUAACAGAUCAAUUCCCUGCCAGAAGACAGACAAGAUGUCCAAACACAGAAAUAAUAAACGCGCUGAAAUGGAUCCAGACCUCAGGAUUGUUCUUGUUGGGAAAACUGGAGUCGGCAAAAGUGCAGUUGGAAACACCAUUUUAGGGAGGAAAGCUUUUGAGUCUAUAGCUUCUCUUUCCUCUGUGACACAGACCUGUAAGAAGGAAACCCAGGAGUUUUCUGGUCUAAAUCUGGCUGUUAUUGAUACUCCAUGUCUGUUUGAUAAAAAAAAGAGUAAUGAAGAGGUUGUGAAAGAGAUCACUAGAGGCAUCUGCCUGGCGGCUCCUGGUCCUCAUGUGUUCCUGAUUGUUCUCCAACCGACCAAAUUCAAAGGAAAAGAAGAAAAAACAUUGGAAAUAAUUAAGACCAUUUUUGGAGAAGCAGCAGCCAGAUACACCAUGGUCCUGUUUACCCAUGGAGAUGAGCUGAAAAAGGCAAAAACUAAAAUAGAAGAUCUGUUAGAAACAUCCCAGCCUCUAACACGCAUCAUCAGACAGUGCUCCAUCCUGGAGAAAUUUGAAGAUAAAUAUCAUGUUUUUGACAACAAAGAUAAGAAUCCUGCUCAAGUCAGGGGACUGGUGGAAAAGUUCAACAGAAUGGUUCAGAGAAAUGGAGGAAGUUUCUACAUCAAUGAAAGGUUCCGAGAGGCAGAAAGAGCCAUUCAAGAAGAAUUUAAACGACUCCUCAGAGAACAUCCAGACAUGAAUCCUCAAGAUGCAAGAAGACGGGCAGAGAGAGACAACGCAUUUAUCCACGAUGUUGUGGGGGCUGCUGCUGCAGGAGGCGUUACUGGAGCAGCUGCUGGAGCUGCUGUUGGUGCUAUUGGGGGACCGAUAGGAAUUGCUAUUGGAGCUGUUGUUGGCGCUGCUGUUGGCACUUUUGUUGGAUUUCCAGCUGGAGCUGUGGCUGUAGCUGUAGCAGAAGUGAAAAUAAAGGGAGGAUGUGUUGUACAGUGA